Molecule: messenger RNA, 1442 nt
Organism: Suillus fuscotomentosus
Lineage: Eukaryota; Fungi; Basidiomycota; Agaricomycetes; Boletales; Suillaceae
Product: RAI1 like PD-XK nuclease-domain-containing protein
Exons: 6
Coding region: 65-1345 (426 amino acids)
Biological process (GO): NAD-cap decapping; nuclear-transcribed mRNA catabolic process
Cellular component (GO): nucleus; cytosol
Molecular function (GO): mRNA 5'-diphosphatase activity
Source: RefSeq, a predicted model, not a curated record
AAACAAACGACCUGCCGCAUCCUUGACCACUACCUGCAACCAGUAAGUACUAAUAACAAAUAUAAUGGGUCUUAAGCGGUCUGCAGAAGAUGAUCUCUUACCAACCGGGAAAGUAGCUAGAGCCAAAAUAGAAGGCGAUUAUGCUCUCGCCUUCCCAAGCCUUUCACAUCCAGUUUCACAUUCACCCGCGUUUCAGCGCCCUAGUCAACUUAUCACGUUUUCGUAUUCACCCUCUCGCGUUCUACAAUUUGACGACUCUGCAUUGCGCUAUUUCGUCAAUCCACCGCAUGGUGCAGAUCUCAAUCACGGGUACAAAAGUUGGACACGGCGUCCAGAAGAACGUGGACGCAUUGAUGGUUUGUUGAGCGCGUGGUCACGGUUCAAGAAAAACCUCAAUGGGCAAAAUCCCGAGAUUGGAGUGAUAAGCUGGAGAGGGGUUAUCACCAAAAUAUUGACAGCACCUUACGAAGAGCGAGAUGCUUGGGAGCUCAAUGUGAUGUGUGUCGACGGUACUAUGUACUUUGAGGAGCAUCUUUCAGAUGCAAGAUUAAAGGAAAAGAGCGACCUGGAACCUCGGCAGCUGCUCCAGUCUUACUAUGGAUAUUCAUUUGAAUCGUAUUGCACAUCAUCGACUCCGAACGAACGUAAUCAACAUGCUUCUGGUUCCUCCUCUGGUACCUCGGGCGCUGUUGGCUGGGGCGGCGAUGUUGAUACCAAUGUUCAGUGGUGCAGUGUUGUUAAGACCAAGUUGGGUGAUACACGGAUCAUCAUUGGUGGAGAAGUAGACUGCGUUCGAGGUAUGUGCCAAUUUGCGUCAAUAGAUAGGAGACGUUAUUUGGUUACAGGAGGAUAUACCGGAAAUACUGACAACUUCGUGGAACUCAAAACUUCACUAUCAAUACGUGGCGCACAAGACGAAGCCAGGUUUGAAAAAAAGCUUUUGAAGUUCUAUUUCCAGUCAUUUCUGCUAGGAGUUCCGGAGAUCUUUGUUGGGUUUAGGAAGCCCUCAGGAUACUUGACGACUACGCAAGUCUUUCAGACUGUACAGAUACCUCGUCUGGUUCGGGGAAAGCCUGGCGCGUGGGACCCUAAUGUCUGUCUAGCAUGGGGAGACCAAUUUAUAACUUUCCUCACGAACACCGUCAGAGGAGGCUCGAGGGGUAAUGUCUGGCGUAUCAAAUUCACGCCAAAGAUAGGGGUCUCUGUUGUUUUGCUAGACGAUGUGGACGUCAGGGACGUUGAAGGAGGAGAACGCCGCGUGGGAUUUCUUCCAAGAUGGUAUUGGGAAGAAAUAAAUGGUGCCGUCGCGUAUGACUCAGAAGUUAAGAGUCCAAACAAGGAGUGAAGGAGCGUCGUCCAAGAUCAUAUGCCCAUCUGAUCGAAACUCAUAACUGUCAGCUGGGCUAACCAACUAUUCUCGCGAGAUGUCUUUUAGACUCACG